GCCAGCAUCCCUAAUUCAGCCGCGAACCUCUCCACUGACUCCCAUGGACGUUGGCGCCUGCGUCGGAAUAUGACGCGACGGAGCAGAACACCUUUAGGAGCGGGGUAAUGUGCUUUCAUGAGCUCCACGGCCUUUGCGAAAGUAGGCGCGGGGCCAAGAGUUCCCAACACGCGCUGUCCCUCCGCUCCCAGACAGUGCAGCAGCAGUGCACGGUACCUCCACUCCGGAACAGUGUCCAGGCCGGCAGCGGUGAUAAACGUUUGGAACAAGCUGCAACCGAUCUGGAUAAAAGUCUGGAAAGUCUGCUAGGAAAAUAACAACCAUGAUUUAGCACCACGUGGACUUAACUCUGGAAAGAGUCAACAGAGGUUGGCGCCACACCGAUGCAGUGCAAUUCACGUUUGUGCUUUUAGGAAACUUGGAUGGAGGCAACUGUUAGGGUGAAAUAUAAGGACAGAAAGAAGUACUUCUUCCUAACAUCACCUUUUCAAUUCGAAGUAUUUUUGGAAAGUGAUUCCUUCAGUUCUAGUACGAUUGGCGAUGGUGAGGCUUCCUUCAGUUCUGGUACAAUUGGCGAUGGAGAGCCUUCAUCAGGAUCUGAUGACACAGCAAUAGUGAUCAGAAAUCCCUCAGAAAAAAGACAUGAUGAGGACCGUCGUCUGGGUCGAAUGAUUGAGGACAUCCUCAAGAGUAGCCCUGGAGGUGAUAAGAUCACACAUGAGUAUGCUCGCACAAAAACAUUGUCAGAUGUCAGAGGACGUGACCUAGUGAAGAUACUAGUUGCACAUCUGACAAAUGAGCAUGGCACAAGCCCCCCUAGGAGAUUGAAGGAGGAAUACGCCAAAGGAAUCAUCUGCCUUUUUCCUUACUUGGCUGACCCCCGGAGCAAGCUUGGCUAUGAACAUUUUUAUAAUGCUGAAGAUGGAAGUGGGUAUUUGGCUUGGAGAAUCAAAACUCUGCAGAAAGAGGUGUCCGAGGGGCGAAUGAAACGGUCACGACAACUUCAAACAGGUGGGCCAACUUCACACAGGGAUCCAUUGAAAGAAGACAUCCAAUGGGACGAACAGCAGUGUCAAGAAGCAAUUGCCCUGAUGAAGCAUUCUACGGAUGAAGUUGUAGUGAAGGAGAAAAUGAGGCUAACCCUGGCCUAUCGUCAGAAGUUGCUGCACGAUCCUGAGAACUCAGCCGACAUCCUAUCUGUUUUUCCUCGUUUCUUGGACAUUCCAGGUUUGAUUGUUCAAGAUUUCAGGAGUCUUUUUGGUGACGCAACCUCUGCAAAGAUGUUGGAAAAGUGGACCACCAACUUUCAAGCAAAGGUUGUAACUCAGUGUCGUGGGCUUACACUGACUGGAGAUGUACAAGACCUCAUCCAAAAUGCUGAAGCCACUGAAGUAGAUGAUGGCUGGGACAGUGACAUGUCAUCAAUGCUGUUGCUGGUUCACCUUCUGCCACCUUCAAGCCAAGGCCGAAAAAAAACCAGGGAAAAUCUCAGCCAGACAAGCAUGCGACAGUCUUGUAAAAUUCAUCAAGAUUGGGACCAGCAUCCAAGGACACCUGGACAACAUCUCUGGGAGUCUCCAGCCAUACCUACUUGCUGUUGGUGCCAAGAAGAGCAUGAUCGAGUCUUACUACAUCGUGAUCGACAAACAUGCUCUACCCUGUAAGACCUCAACUUCAUUGGCUUGUGUUGAUGAACUUUUCAAAGCACAUUUCGUCUUUGGCACAAGAUACUGUCAGGAAUUGACCAAUGUGUACACCUUUCUGCAAACCACUGUCUAUGACAUAGAUGUGGAAAACACCAAGGUAAAUCCUAGAGUUGCAGAGUUGAGGGCCAGGAUGCUGAAGUAAACUCCUAUGAUCUGCUUCAUUUGUCUUUGUCCCGGAAAAACUCUCAGGUUAAAAUGUGCUCAAAGGGGUUGUGCACAUGUAUAUAAUAGUUUUUCUGGAUUACGAAAGCAUCUCACUAAGUGUUCUUUGCGUGACAGUUCAAGUGUUAAUGAAAGUUCAUCUUCAGCAUAGGAGUGGAGAAUGAGAUGCCUGUGUUUCAUGUAGUCCAGAAUAUUGUUGUAAGAGAUUAGUGUUCUUUUUAUAACGACUGCUAUGAAAACUCUUUAUUUAGAGGAACAUGUCCAUGCUUUCAAGGUUAUGCACACCACAGAAGCACCCAUUGUUUUGGAAUUUAAAGACCUUUUGCACCACAAGUCUUCUGAUAUUUUUUAUGUGGUCUUGAUUCAGAUUUGUUUAUAAUCCAUUAUUUUUUCAUGCAAUGCUUUUUGUUUAGAAUGAUGUCAACAGUGUGCAUGUGCACAUAUGGAAUGAUAAUUUUCUAUUGAGAGCAAAUAUUUGGUGCCAAAUAAAAGGACAUGUGGGAUAAUG
This is a messenger RNA of Gadus morhua (Atlantic cod), 2376 nucleotides long. RefSeq lists its product as uncharacterized. The coding region runs from base 423 to 1664 and encodes 413 amino acids. The transcript is spliced from 12 exons. NCBI's taxonomy places the organism in Eukaryota, Metazoa, Chordata, Actinopteri, Gadiformes, Gadidae. The record is from RefSeq and is a predicted model, not a curated record.